Molecule: messenger RNA, 792 nt
Organism: Leishmania major strain Friedlin
Lineage: Eukaryota; Euglenozoa; Kinetoplastea; Trypanosomatida; Trypanosomatidae
Exons: 1
Coding region: 1-792 (263 amino acids)
Biological process (GO): sphingoid catabolic process
Cellular component (GO): endoplasmic reticulum
Source: RefSeq, a predicted model, not a curated record
AUGCCCCAUACAGGGAUCCUUUUUUCAGCCACUUCUCACACGCUGAGUUAUCCCACCACAGUCGUCUUACAACGGGCGCCAUCAACAUCUGCUUCAGCCUAUCAGCUCCAUCAUCACGACCACAACUGCAAAGCCAUGCUCGCGUACUUGGAGAACUACUUCGACCUAAGGAAGAGCUUCGUCUUCUACGGGGCGUAUCAUCACAAGCGGUCAAACCAAUUGAUUCAUGUGAUCUUCGUACCGGUCAUUUUCACUACCGCCAUGAGCUUCCUUGCGCGUGUGCCCAUCACCGGCGGCGUCAACCUCUCCCACAUCGUCACCGCCUUCUACACGGUCUCUUUCAUCAAGAUGGAGCCGAGUGCGGGGACACUCUACGCGCCGAUGAUAGCGGCCAUGGAAUACCUUGGCUCACGGGUGCUCAUCCGCCACGUACCGGUCAGCAUUGGGAUGCACGUCCUCGGGUGGGCAGCGCAGAUCGUGGGGCACAAGUUUAUCGAGGGCCGCCAGCCAGCCUUCAUGGAGGAUCCGCUGCAGGCAAUCCACGCAGCGGUGUUCUUUGUCUGGCUGGAGGUGCUCUUCUUCCUCGGCUACCGCCCCGCCAUGAAGGCUGAGUUGGAAAAGGCGAUCAAGGAGCGAAUUGCAGCAAUGAACGCGGUGAAGAAAACUGAGAAGGCGCCGUGCGUGGAGGCGGCACCGAAAAAGGCGAGCGCGUCGAAAUCGACGGCGCCCGUCAGCGACGCACUUGCCCCGCGUAGGGUGGGAAAGGGAGAAGGAGGUGACGUGAGAAACUGA